AUAUUUUAAAUUGUUUAAUAUGUUUGUUAAUUGGACAUUGAACUAAAUUAUGUUCUACACAUUUCAUUCAAAAUAUAAGUAAAAAACCAAAAUAUUUUAGUUGUCAUUCAGAAGUAUUUCAUAAACCUGAACUGUCAUUUCACAUUAUCAUACUAAGAUCAGAUACGAUGCAUAUUUUCUUUUAUUAAAGUAGAAAGCUACAAAGACCAACACCACUUCAUUGCUAUCAAUAUCACUGUAUAUAAGAGUUUCAUUUUGCAAUUAUUAUACAAAAAAUAAAAUACUGGAGUCCAAGAUAAAGACUGUAUUACUGACAUAUAUUUAUACUGCUACCUGGAGCUACAAAGAAGGGGUGCCUGGAGAAAAAGAAUGGUGAGCGGAAAUGUACUGUUGGUGUCAAGGAUUUCGGUCUAUGCUGUAAGAAAAUUAAACUAUGAGAAAUCUCAUCCUAGAAGAGCUGAGAAUCUGGUACAAGAACCAAGGUGCAUGCAGAUGAAAAAGAUUUUCAAACAUUGUCAUUACACAAUAUGAAUAAAUUUGUAGAAUCAUGGAGACCUGAAAUGCCGGAGUAUAGAAAGAAGUCAGAUUUUAUUGGUUCUGCAAUUUUCUGGCCCUGUGACCACAAGUUAAUCAAUUAUUCACUCAAGGUGACCAUCAUCACUCAUGUGGAUUACUGCAAUUGCUUCCUAAUUGUUCUACUUCCAUUCCUCCCCCUACCUUUAAUCCAUUCUCCACAAAGUAAUCAAUAUCUUUUCAAAAAUGUGAGUCAGAUCACAUCACUUGUAUGCGUCAAACAUUCCAAUAGCUUCCUAUUACUUUUAGAAUAAAAUCCAAACCCUUGGACAUGGCUUAAAAGGCUGGUAUUACCAGGCCUUUGUUACCUGUUCUGACCCCAUUUCCUACCACCUUCCACUCUGCUAUGUUGGGAACACAGUGGCCUUCUUUCUGUUCUUCAAUCAUUCUAUCUCUUUCCUUCCCUUGGGCCUUUGCUUGGCCUGGAAUUGUUAUUGAGCAGGUAGCUCCUUACCAUCGUUCAGGUCUAAACUCAAAUGUCACCUCUUCAAAAGGUCCUUACUUUACUACCCCUUCUCAUGACUGUCAAUCAUAUUAUGUUAUUCCAUUGUCUUCACUGCACUGAUUGUUAUCUGAAAUUCCCUCAUUUCGGUAACUGUUACUUGAUUAUUUUCUGAGUCCCUCAGUAGAAAGGACACUCCAUCACAAAAGUGAUCUCCCGACUUGUUCCGUGCUAUAGCGCCAGCAAGUCGAUUGGUGUCAGGCCCACAGUUGAGAGGGCAAUAAAUAAAUAAAAUGUCGAAUGACUAGUUAAAAUGUCUCAGGCCUCCAAGUUCCUCAUCCACAUAGUGGGGAUAAUUAUACCUGCUCUGGCCAUUAGAAAUGGCCACGUAGCAAGCAGAAAUACAGCCUAACUUUUAACUAAAUUCUUACUAUGCCUCAGUCAUCAUGAAAGUCACGUUAUACGAAUAUUCUCAUUUACUGUUCUGAUUUCCAUUUUACAAGUAAAGACAUCAGGUCUUAGAAAGGACAAGUAACUGACCUAAGGGCACAGUGCCAUGGUGAGGACCCGGGUAAAAAUCCAGAACCGCCUAACCUCAGAACCUGAGCUCUUAACUGCUAUUUUAUAGUUUCUAGAAAGAUGCUUCCUUUUAACACAGUAAAAUCCGCUACGCUUUCUGCCCUCCUCGAGUUCGUCCUAUGGGACAACUGAAGAAAGCUAUCACAUCCCCCCACGGGGUUCGUUUCUUUUAGUCUCUCCUUAAAUGGCCCUCCUAUCCUGGUCACUCUCUCCCGAACGAACCAGCUUGACAGCCUCCCUCCUGCUCCAGCUGUGGUGCUUUCCACCGGGCAAGUUGUAAGGGGCAUCAGAGCAGCGGAAGUCGACUGCCCACGGGCUGAGAAAAUGCAGGUGUCGUGGGUGUCCAUGAAGGCUGCGGUUAACGCAGGAAGGCUUCCUGAGAGAGGUGAUCCCUGAACCAAGUCCAGGGCAGUAAGCACAGGAGCCAGCGGCCAGGGGACCCCAGGAGAAAAGACCACGGGAGAGCGUCGCCGGGGCUGCCAGGUGGAGACAAAGGCUGGUGGAGUUUAAAUAAAGAUCACAGGCACAACUCCAAGUGAUGGCAAGCUUGCACGCGGACGGGCGAAACGCAUUUUCCUAAACGUUAAGAGACGCUCUGGCGAGAAGCGAAGUGGAACAGUCACAAAGCAAAACGCAAACUUACCAGUAAUCUCGCAACCCGGCCUCCGUAGCCCGACUGCAAGCGCUGCCACCUGAGGAGCCUGGUAGCCAAGGCAGCGGCAGGCUCAACCCAGAUCUCGCGAGACGGAGCAUGCCUCGCGAGAUUUCACCUCUCGUCCCUGAGAGGCCGGUGGGGGUUAGUUCAGGGGGUUAUGGGAGGACUCUGGCGUCCGGGAUGGAGGCGCGUAGCUUUCUGUGGCUGGCGCUGGAUCCACCCUGGGUCUCCAACCAGGGCUGCAGAGAGGGUAGAGCCGUUUCUUAGGCCAGAGUGCAGUGGGACAGGAGGUGCCGGGAGAGGACUGAGGUGGCUUGGGACAUGGAAGCGCUGCAGCCUUGGAGCCCGGCAUCCAGCAUUGCAGCCGCCGCGGCGGCAUAAGAACUCGAACCCUUUCACGCGCGCGCAGAAGGAGGAGUGGCGGCGGCGGAACAAGACGACCCUCACUUACGUGGCCGCUGUCGCCGUGGGCAUGCUUGGGGCGUCCUACGCUGCCGUACCCCUUUAUCGGCUGUAUUGCCAGACUACUGGACUUGGAGGAUCAGCAGUUGCAGGUCAUGCCUCAGACAAGAUUGAAAACAUGGUGCCUGUUAAAGAUCGAAUCAUUAAAAUUAGCUUUAAUGCAGAUGUGCAUGCAAGUCUCCAGUGGAACUUUAGACCUCAGCAAACAGAAAUAUAUGUGGUGCCAGGAGAGACUGCACUGGCAUUUUACAGAGCUAAGAAUCCUACUGACAAACCAGUAAUUGGAAUUUCUACAUACAAUAUUGUUCCAUUUGAAGCUGGACAGUAUUUCAAUAAAAUACAGUGCUUCUGUUUUGAAGAACAAAGGCUUAAUCCCCAAGAGGAAGUAGAUAUGCCAGUGUUUUUCUACAUUGAUCCUGAAUUUGCUGAAGAUCCAAGAAUGAUUAAAGUUGAUCUUAUCACUCUUUCUUACACUUUUUUUGAAGCAAAGGAAGGGCACAAGUUGCCAGUUCCAGGAUAUAAUUCAAGUCAGCAACUAAGUCUUCCUUCAAAAUUGUGAUUUUUGGGAAAAUCGUAUAUCCUAUCUUCUCAAAGGAGAAAUAUUGUACAAUAAUAUGAAGGCUUAUAUUUUAAAUAAUUAUUUUUUCUCAACUAAUGUAUUUCACUUAAAGUUGAGAGAACAAGUUCAGCUUUUAUCAUAAGAAACCCACAUGCCUAGCUAGAAUAUAUGACUGACUAUUCAAUACCAUACUGAAGAGUUUGAUAGUAUUAAAAUAAGCCGCUUUGUUUUUUAAAUAUGCAGAGGCAUAGGUUCAGCUUAAUUCUAUAAUUCCCUUCCAGAUUAUUAACUCUUCAUACUUACAGCAAUGAAUCUGACAAUGUUUUUCAAAAAUGUAUGCUCAAGGUUAUUUGUUUCAAGUCAUAGGCUAGAACUUCUGACCAUGUUUAUUGUGUCUAAAAGAGUUGGUUGCUAUUUUCCUUCAUUAUGAAUAGUCAGUAUUUUAAAAGCUCAAAGUAGAAGAGGAGUCACUAAGCCCUAACAGCUUGUCCAAAGAUUUAAAUUCUUAUUUCAAAUUUGAUUUGUCCUUUAAUGUUUUAUAUUCAGAGUUCUGAAUAAUUACUUUGAAAUUGUAGUAUCAUAAAAUUGAAAUAAAAUACAUCUACUAGGCUGUUAGCCAAAGCAUCAUCAUUACAAGUCCAUGAAUGUUAAAAUGUACAGGUGGGAUUGUGAAGAUUUACUGACAUCAAAAGUUCUUCUGGGAACAAACCUUUGUUAAAAAAAAAAAAAGUAUUAAAUUAUUUUAAUAGUGAUUUAUUUGUCAUCAAAUGUACAACUUAUUCUAAAUAUUUUCAUUUUCUGUGUUCUAAAUAGAAAUAUUAAGUUGCAGUAAAAAGAGAAAAAAAGUCUAUUUAGCAUUACAAAGAAUCAUAUUUAAAGGUUGCCCAAUGUAGAGUCUAGUGACCUGUUCAGGACACCUGAAAUAUAAUUAAAUGACAAUUAUCAAGGUUUUAACAAUCUAUAAUUCUAAACCAGAGGAUUAUAAAGAAGUGCAAAUUGACUUUUACAUUCAACUUUAGUUAAAUGAAGGCACUCAGUAUUCUUCCUGAAUAAUACAUUCAGUUUCUCACAUUUUAUGCUUUCAUCUAUUCAGAAUUAUUUCGUAGUAAAAUAAUCUACUCUUAUCACAGCUGUGUGACGAAUUCUAAAUGUAGGAAGGCCUGUGAAACAUAUGACACUGCAGUUAAAUUGGUUGGCCUAAGGACUAAGUAAUUUUUCUUCUGCUGAAGUUUUAUGUGAGUAUUUGUUCCAAACAAGUUCUGUUGAAAUCUCACGCUGUUGUCAGGAAUCAGUGUUAUCCUGGAACUGUUAUUCUUCUAUUUAAUCUUCAUUAUAGCAGAAAUGUGCCACCAUGGCUUUGACAUGUUGGUAGGUAUUGUCUUCCAGGCUUCAAAGCUGCACAGAGUCUACCUUUUAGAGAGUUGGCACCUUUGAUGUGGUAGUGAGCUGAUCAUCCACUUUCUUCUAAAAUAAAGAGAAAAAAAUGGCCAGUA
Molecule: messenger RNA, 4763 nt
Organism: Pongo pygmaeus (Bornean orangutan)
Lineage: Eukaryota; Metazoa; Chordata; Mammalia; Primates; Hominidae
Gene: COX11
Product: cytochrome c oxidase copper chaperone COX11
Exons: 4
Coding region: 2407-3270 (287 amino acids)
Cellular component (GO): mitochondrial inner membrane
Molecular function (GO): copper ion binding
Source: RefSeq, a predicted model, not a curated record